Messenger RNA from Nomascus leucogenys (northern white-cheeked gibbon), 2067 nucleotides. Its product is annotated as guanylate cyclase soluble subunit beta-2-like. Gene Ontology annotation, biological process: cGMP biosynthetic process; response to oxygen levels. Gene Ontology annotation, molecular function: guanylate cyclase activity; heme binding. The record is from RefSeq and is a predicted model, not a curated record. Gene Ontology annotation, cellular component: guanylate cyclase complex, soluble. NCBI's taxonomy places the organism in Eukaryota, Metazoa, Chordata, Mammalia, Primates, Hylobatidae.
CUUAUCAACACCUGUCUGCAAUCUCUUGUGAUAGAGAAAUUUGGCGAAGAAACAUGGGAAAAAUUGAAAACUUCUGCAGAAGUACAAGAUGCCUUCAUGACCUACACAAUGUAUGAUGACAUCAUCACCAUUAAGCUCAUCCAAGAGGCCUGCAGCAUUCUGGGUGUCUCCAUGGAAGCCAUCCUGAAACUCUUUGGAGAAUACUUCUUUCAAUUCUGUAAGAUGUCUGGCUGUGACAGGAUGCUACGGACACUGGGAGGAAAUCUCAUGGAGUUUACUGAAAACCUGGAUGCCCUCCACAGUUACCUGGCACUCUCUUAUCAGGAGAUGAAUGCACCAUCGUUUCGUGUGGAGAGAGGAGCAGAUGGGAAAAUGUUUCUCCAUUACUACUCGGAUAGAAGUGGUCUGUGUCACAUUGUACCAGGUAUCAUUGAGGCUGUGGCCAAAGACUUCUUUGACAUUGAUGUAACCAUGGACAUUCUUGACAUGAAUGAAGAAGUGGAGAGGACAGGGAAGAAGGAGCAUGUUGUGUUUCUGAUUGUACAGAAGGCUCACAGGAAGACGAGAAAGACAAAGCCAAAAAGGUUACAAGACAGUCAGGGCAUCGAGAGAGACCAAGAGGCCCUCCAGGCAGCUUUCCUCAGGAUGAAGGAGAAAUAUUUGAAUGUCUCUGAUUGUCCUGUGAAAAAAUCCCACUGGGAUGUUGUGAGAAGCAUAGUCAUGUUUGGAAAAGGGCAUCUCUUGAACACCUUUGAGCCAAUUUAUCCUGAGAGACUCUGGAUUGAAGAGAAGACAUUCUGCAACGCUUUUCCUUUCCACAUUGUAUUUGAUGAAUCACUACGGGUGACGCAAGCCGGAGUGAACAUUCAGAAGUACGUACCAGGACUCCAAACCCAGAAGAUUCAACUGGAUGAGUAUUUCUCCAUCAUUCAUCCUCAAGUUACCUUCAACAUUUUCAGCAUCCGCAAAUUUAUCAAAUUUGUCCUGAAGACACGAAGAGAAAUGAUGCCUGUAGCAUGGCAAAGUCAGACCACACUCAAACUUCGAGGCCAGAUGAUCUGGUUGGAGUCCAUGUGGUGCAUGGUGUACCUGUGUUCUCCGAAGCUCCGCAGCCUGCAAGAGCUGGAAGAACUCAAUAUGCAUCUUUCUGACAUCGCCCCCCAUGACAUCACCAGGGAUCUCAUCCUCCUGAACCAGCAGCGGCUGGCUGAGAUAGAGCUGUCCAACCAGCUGGAAAGGAAGAAGGAGGAGCUACGGGUCCUCUCCAAGCACUUGGCCAUUGAAAAGAAGAAAACAGAGACCUUGCUUUAUGCCAUGCUGCCCAAACACGUGGCCAACCAGCUAAGGGAGGGCAAAAAGGUGGCUGCAGGAGAAUUUAAAAGCUGCACGAUUCUUUUCAGUGAUGUAGUGACAUUUACUAACAUCUGUACUGCCUGUGAACCUAUACAAAUAGUGAACAUGCUGAACUCCAUGUACUCCAAGUUUGACAGAUUAACCAGUGUGCACGCGGUCUAUAAACUAAAAACAAUAGGAGAUGCUUAUAUGGUGGUAGGAGGUGUACCAGUGCCUAUUGGAAGCCAUGCUCAAAGAGUGGCUAAUUUUGCCUUGGGGAUGAGAAUUUCUGCAAAGGAAGUGAUGAAUCCUGUUACUGGAGAAUCCAUCCAGAUCAGAGUGGGGAUCCAUACUGGACCAGUCUUAGCAGGUGUUGUAGGAGACAAGAUGCCACGGUACUGCUUGUUUGAUGACACUGUGAACACAGCUUCUAGGAUGGAAAGUCAUGGGCUUCCCAACAAAGUGCACCUCAGCCCCACCACAGCCUACAGAGCCUUGAAAAAUCAAGGAUUUGAAAUCAUUGAGAGGGGUGAAAUCGAAGUGAAAGGUAAAGGGAAAAUGACCACAUACUUUUUGAUCCAGAACUUGAAUGCCACAGAGGAUGAGAUCAUGGGGAGAUCUAAAACCCCACUUGAUCACAAGGGGUCAACACAGAUAGCAUCCCUGCCCACCACCAAGCUCCAGGAUUCAGUUCAACCAUCUUGCCCUGAACAUUCUUCUCUUGCAUCCUGGUAA